Molecule: messenger RNA, 3672 nt
Organism: Pogona vitticeps (central bearded dragon)
Lineage: Eukaryota; Metazoa; Chordata; Lepidosauria; Squamata; Agamidae
Source: RefSeq, a predicted model, not a curated record
GGAGGAGGAAGAGGACGGAGCCGCCGAGGACGGGAGGAUGAAGGCGCCUGAGUGCCUCUGUCAGAUUUGCACCUGCGGAUUUUAGACCGCUGGGAGAAAGGAGAGCCACGCCAGAUCUUAGAAGUUCAAGCUAAAGCUCAGAUCUAGCCUUCUAAAACUGCUUUCAGAGGAAGGUUUGACACAAUAUGUAAAAGUAAAAGAGAGGAAGGAAGAGAAGGAGAAAGAGGAGGGAGAAAGAGAAAGGAAGCAGGCAGGAUGAUGGCGGGUUGACCUUCUGAUAACAUAAUUCGUCAUAUCUGAAACCAUAAAUCAUCCUUUGACAACUCCAGGAGAACCAGCAACCAGAGACAGAGGCGUCAUCAUUGCCCUCACAAUCCCACAAGGAUCUAUGAUCAUGGAGGAGAAACAAGCCUCAUGACGGAAUAUGUAGAUAAAUUCCCUCUCUACGGAGAUGUCCGGCCAGCCCAGAGCCUCAAGCCCAAGCAGGAAUAUCAGCCCUAUGGAGGGAAAAUGGAAAGCAUCACAACUUUCAAGUCUGACUACCUUCCAUAUGACGUGACCAGUCGCCCGGUUCGGGUGCAAGAGGAAUACAAACCCGCAGCCGGGGAGAUUGAUCUGGGUACCACUUACCGGAGAGAUUAUAACGCCCUCAAAGUACAACCCGUCAUCCUGGUAAAGCCGAUCGAGAGGAAGUAUGUCAGAGGAGGCAAACUGGACACCAUACCCACUUACCAAGCUGAUUACAGGGCCUGGGAAAUUCAAAGAAGGGAACCCUAUAAAGUAGAGAACACCUACCAUCCUCCAACAGAAAAGUUUGGAAACAGCACGACCUUCCAGGAUGCUUUCGUCCCCAGGGAAUUCACCCUCCAAAAAAGCUUUAAGCCGACGGUAACAACCAGGCUUUCAGACCAACCUUUUACCAACAUUACAAGUCAUCGCAGUGAUUAUGUUCCUCACCAACUGGAAGCCAAACCAAAACGCCUGGUGGAAGAAUAUAAGCCCAACAGCCAACCGUUUGAAAACACAACCACCCACCGGUGUGAUUUCAGAGGGCUUGUUGGCGAACUCCCCAAAAGCUUCAAGCCUGAGCAGACUAGAGUGGAAUCGAAAGCCCAUUUUGAGGGGAGCACUGAGUUCCGCGACCAUUUUCAGCCGUGGGCGGUUUCCUUACCUGAGGUCCGCAAAGAGAAAGAGUACGUCCCACCCACGGGGAGCAUGGAUUUGAACACCACCAGCCACCUGGAUUAUAUUCAACACAGCAUCCACCCAGUUGUCCUCAUGAAGCCGUUGGACAAGAGCCGGAGAAACAAGGCCCCCUUUGAAGGAAGGACGACCAUGAGGGACGCCUUUCAAGCCUGGGACACCUGUCGGCCAGAAAUCGUCAAGAAGACCCAGGAAAUUUCAAAGCCGUCCGGGAAAUUUGAUGGCAUGACCACUUUCAGAGCUCAUUAUGUACCGUACAAUGUAGCCCCGCAGAAGAGCUGGAAACCCCCAAAGGUGGCCGUGGCAAACUCAGCCCCUUUUGAAAACAAAACCAUGUACCGUACAGAAUAUACCCCGAAGAAAGUAGAGAUCUGUCCAGCAACCUAUACGUCUCCUCCAGGAUACGUCUACGUCAGCACCGAUUCUCGCGGUCACAAAUUCUUCCGCAGAGUUACACCAGGUGCCCAGUCAGUUGUCCUGGCCAAUGGUAAUCAUGUUCCAAAAGAAAUAGCCGUCAUGUCAUAGCUCCUAUUUCUAGUUGGCUGGCUCAUAAGCAUGCUGAGAAGUAUCAGGGAGCAGGCAGACAACGACAGGAGCCCUCAACGUUCUAAAUCACACAGAUUUUAUUUUCUUUUUAAUGGAGAUCUGAAAAAAAUUCUAAACAUUUACUGGAUUAGCAGUGAAAACUAGGGUUUGUAAUGUGUGUCAGUAUAUCAAUGGAAUCUGUUGCCUUUAAAUGAAUCAGGAGGUGUGUGUUCAUUUUAACAUGGUGGUCAUUUCCAGCUGUACCAGGAAAAUUCAUUUCCCUGUAAAGACCACUGAAUUCUAUGAUUUAAAUGUGAUGAUACCUAUUUUAAAUCAACUUAUCCUAGCCCACUUCCUAGUAACAUGCUCAGAAAAGCAGUCAUAGCUGUAUAAGAGCUCACGAAUUAAUUCCUGGCAUUUUCACUUCAAGAAUCUCAUAUAGAAGGAUCCAUUUCAAGGGUCUUAUGUUUUCCUGAGAUGCUGGAGAGGAACUGUUUGUCUCACACACACACACAGCUCGAGUGGGCUGCUUCCAUACAAAAAUGCAGAAAAACGUCUGGGUUGGUUGCUGCAUGGAGCCAACAUCACUAAACCUGAUGAUGAUGCAGGAGUCCAGCCGUUUACACGAAAGGCAGUGAAAUGUCUAAAUUAAAUACCCAACAUUUCUUAUUUGGAGGCAAUAAUGUCUUUCCUUUGGCCAGGGCCGAAGAAGAUUUUUCUCAGGUUAUUUCACAAAGCUAGCUAAAACUUAUACUGUACAGUCAAAUAUGUUUUUUUUUCCUGCUCCCUUUGGAAUGCUCUGUUACAUCUCAUAUAACAUAAUAGCCUUUCCCCCAGUGGUCGUGAAAGGGCCAGUGACCCAUUUUUUAUUUGCUUUGGGAUGUAGUUUAAAUUCUGGUGAAGGUGCCACCUCUGGGUAUACGUGUCAACCAGUGGGUUACACACAAAAAGACCAUUGAUAGAUGGCUGUUGAAAGGUGAAGCAAGCCAUGCAAGCUUAUUUCACAGUGAUAGGGCAUCUCUUUAUAGUGGCAGUGAAUCCUUCUGUUGGUGAACUGGAAGAAGGGAAAGAUGUCUUAUUUCCCACAGGCUUUUAGAGUCUCAGGAAUCUUACCCAACAGUGACUCAGGGAAGAGUCAAAUGAUGUUUACAUUUCACUUCCUCUUUUUUUGCGGGGGGGGGAACCUCCACAUUUUUCAUCCGUUUUGGGAGGCUUUCUUUGCCAAUAUUAAUGACCACUUCAGAUCUCAUAGCCCUAGAUGUUCUUUAGGUACAAACGCCUUGGAACUGUGUUUUGAGACAUCUACCCUUUUAAAAGUCUGUCUGUACAUCACAUUGACUUGCCGUUGCCGAGAAAAGGCUUCUCGGGGGUGGGGUGGGGGCUACAGCCAGAAUCCAGCUGUGUCCUUUUGCUGCCUUCUGCUGCUUAUGGGAGAACCUGCAUUCUCCCGCCCUCUUGGACCCCCCCCCGUGUGCUGGGAAAUCCUUUGGAGGAGGAGGGGUCUGCGGCAGGAGAGGAAGGGGAGGGGAAUCCGGUUCUUUUGGAGUUUGAUGCAAAGGGACACAACGACAUUGCGAUUUGGCCCAGUUGUACAAUGUAUUGUGAGACCAGCCCUGUUCAGCUUUGUCACGAUUUGUGUGCAACUGAAGGCCAGAGUUGAUACAUUUAUUUGCUAAUUUCCUCAACUAUUUGUAUACUGCUUUUAAAGCGUAAUGGUCUUCCCUUGGAUGGACAGUGGAGUUACAGGCAGGUGUAGUACCCCUGUCCCUGUUCUCAGUGCGGUCCAGUUUAUCCAGCCACGGCAUCAGCCCAUUCCUGGCUGUGUUCUUCUGGACCCUAGUGGCAACGGGUAGGAGGGUGCGGCAUAGAUGUUUUCCCCAAGUCCCCUUUCCCCAGUCCGCUGGGGGAAGCCCACUGCAGAUUAUAUUUAUCCGUUUUACCUUG